Messenger RNA from Acanthochromis polyacanthus (spiny chromis), 3786 nucleotides. RefSeq names its product Translocating chain-associated membrane protein 1-like 1-like. Gene Ontology annotation, biological process: SRP-dependent cotranslational protein targeting to membrane, translocation; protein insertion into ER membrane. The coding region runs from base 327 to 1442 and encodes 371 amino acids. Lineage: Eukaryota; Metazoa; Chordata; Actinopteri; Pomacentridae. The transcript is spliced from 11 exons. Gene Ontology annotation, cellular component: endoplasmic reticulum membrane. The record is from RefSeq and is a predicted model, not a curated record.
CUUCUACGUCAAUGACACUGGGCGGUUCAUGAAUGGGGUUUUGAAGUGGGAGGGCCCGUCAUCUGACUUUACAAGGCAGGGGGGGAAAAGUGGGUGUUGUGCUGUGCUGUUUAGUUCGGUGCGAUGCGCCUUCAUGACUGUUUUUUAAACACACGAGCAGCGGUUCACUGUGUUCACGGACUACAGUGGAGGGAUCGGCCCCGAGCAGCGCCAGCAUCCAUCGGCUGAGACGUGCAGGCCAGCAGCAGGGGGAAGCUAACUCCAACCCCGCCAGACUGAGAGACGGUAGCCCGGAGCUCGAGAAGCCAGAGUCGUGUCGGUGAGCCAUGGGUUUCCGCAAGAAGAACAAGAGCCCGCCGGUGCUGAGCCACGAGUUCGUGAUCCAGAACCACGCCGACAUGGUUUCGUGUUUGGCCAUGAUCAUCCUCCUGGGCCUGAUGUUUGAGGUCACAGCAAAGUUUGCCAUCAUGUUCAUCACAGUCCAGUACAACGUAACUCAAGUUCUUGAUGAGAAAAGUGAGCCGGUGAACCUUUACCAGUACGGCCCUAAAGAUGUGGCCACCGUGUUCUUCUACCUGCUUAUCGCGGUCAUCCUUCAUGCCUUGAUACAAGAGUAUAUUCUAGACAAAAUGAAUAGGAGGUUGCACCUGUCAAAAACCAAACACAGCAAGUUCAAUGAGUCUGGACAGCUUGCGGUGUUCUACCUGUUCUCCUUCAUCUGGGGCUGCAGCAUCCUAACAGCGGAGGACUUUGCAACAAAUCCUACUUUCCUAUGGGAGGGUUAUCCACACACUCACAUGGUUUUUCAGGUCAAGUUCUUCUACAUUUGCCAAAUUGCCUAUUGGCUUCAUGCACUUCCUGAGCUGUACUUUCAAAAAGUACGGAAGGAAGACAUCCCCCGCCAGCUUUAUUACAUUUGCCUUUAUGUUGUCCACAUCACUGGUGCCUAUGUCUUAAACCUCCACCGACUGGGCCUGGUGCUGCUGGUUCCUCACUACCUGGUGGAGCUUCUGUUCCAUGCUUCGCGCCUCUUCUACUUCAGUGACGAGAACAAGCAAAAAGGUUUCACUCUGUGGGCGCUGCUUUUUGUCAUCGCCCGCCUCCUCACCCUCACGCUGUCUGUUCUGACAUUUGGCUUCGGCCUGCCCCGCACAGAAAACCAGGGCUUUUCCCUAGCAGAUGGCAACUUCAACGUGCUCACCAUAAGGAUGACUUGUCUGGCAGCUAUCUGCCUGACACAGGCCUGGAUGAUGUGGAAAUUCAUUAACUUCCAGUUGAAAAAGUGGAGAGAGCACAGCCAGAACCAAGCCUCAAAGAAGAAGACAGUCAGUCCAAAGAGCAAGCCUCACAAAAGGGAACCGACAAGGGGGGGUGCUGCCAAUGGGGUUGUCAAGUCUGAAGAUAAAACGUCACCACGGGCAAGAAAAGCCAAAGCUUCAUAGAGACGGAGGAGUCGGAGGGUAAAAAUGAGUUGAGGGAGUUCUGACAAUGUGACAUUAUGUCUUUACACAACUUUGAAUUUUGUCUACUGCUCUCCAAAACAAAUGUUAAAGCGCACGAAGAAACCUUAUGUAACUGUCCCUUUUGCAGAUGAAUCUCCUUUCGGAAAAAGUUCAGUGUUAUGUCCGCUAGAAGUGUUUAUUAUUCAUUUGGAUUCACUGCAGAUUGGAUGUUGGCAGGGGAGUGCUGGUUGUGAUGCUUUAACAGGAUGGAUUUAGCUCUUAAAAAGUGUCCUUUUGUGUAAAAUUGCGAUCACUCAUCGGGUACUUUAAACUGAGUUGCUCUUCAGUAAUUUGACGUCGAAUAAGUUAACUUCACACUAUCUAUCAAAGCCAAUUUUGACUUCAGGGCAACUUAAUAUAAAGUGUUAGUGUUCUCAGUAACUGUACAGGGUGUCAUUUUUAAGUUUGGGCCUUUAUUCAGUUAAAGUCGCAAAACAGGCCACUGCCUCAUGUCCUGAAAUAAAAGCCUUUCUUGCUCUGCAAGACAGCACUAUAAUAUUCUGCUGUUGUCAGGAAACAAUCCUAAAUUCAUCACUCCAGAGGAAUAUUUGUGCUACUUGGGUAUUAGGAACAACUGCUGCCAGGAAAGUGAAGCUUGUACUUUAACUCCUUGAUCAUUUACUGCCAUUAUUUGACAGCCUCUGCCAUUGAAAUCCGACAUGUUACAGGAUUGAGGCACUUUAUCUUUUGGAUUGCUUUUAUUACUAGCCUGGUAGGCAGCCUGUUAGGGCUCAUCCAGGUUAGAAGACUUACUAAGCGGAAGCUGUACUGUAACCUCUGAUGCUGUACUGUAUGCAUACAGUUAAAUCUUCAUAACAGCAUGAUUGGAAAUUCUAGCAAGAAGCUACGUUUGAGACUGCACUUGAGUCUUUUAUAUGGAUGUUAAUGCAUGAUGGUUAAAGGCUAAAGACUUUCUGGCUAGUUCCUACCUGUGAUGUUGAGUUUGCAUCUCUCUCACACACUAUCGCAAACACACACACACACACACACACACACACACACACACACACACACACACACACACACACACAUACACAUAGACAAACACACAAGCAUUCAGUGGCCUUUUUACAACUGCUGCAAGAGGUUUCAUUUAUUUAUUUUUGUCAUAUAUUACAGAUGUUAUUACUUUAUAUGCUUUGAAAAGCUAUAACCAGCAAACACAGCGGUACAUAGCAACUGCAUUCAGUUAAUCCAAACAAUACAAUCUUUCUUCAAGUGUCCUUAUAAUGUUGGUGGUUUAUAUCACUGGUUCUGCUUGUGUUGUGUUCUGUUUGCCUUCUCUCUUUGCUUUUUUUAAUUCUUGGGUAUCAGGGGACUAGCUCUUCACCACUUACACCAUAAGUUAUAUCCCAUGGUGCAAUGGGAGGCGUGUUUGUGAGGGACCGUGUUUGUACGCCUGUGCACUUACUUGUGUGUACAAUAUUGUUUUGCCUGUGUACGUUUGUGAAUUAACUGGGCCUGACUGAUGAUGAUGGUGACAACGAUGUUUAUGGCUUGUCUCGUAAAACAAAUUAUUGCCUGUGUGCAGAGCAUGAAAUGUGACAAUCUGUUCAUUGACUCCUGCCCGUUGGUUGUAUUUCACAAUCAUAUCCUGUGCUUUACUUCUCUUCGGUUGGGCCCGUCUCGGCUCCCAACACGCUUUUCUGUGUGUAAAACACUUGAGUUGUGGAUAGGUGUGUGUCCUAUAGGUUGUUGGUUACUAAAUGCUUAUGUGUUCAGUGUCCCUGCCCCUCAGAUGCUCUAUCCUGUGUGAGAGAGACUCUCCGUUUGCCAAAUGUGGCAUGUUUCGUCCUUGCUUCACCUUUUCAAUGAUUGUGACAUUGCUACGGAGCACACAUAUUGUACUGCUGGUCGUACUCUGUCCCUCUCGUGGGUCAAGUCCUGCUCCGCUACUAAACCACUGUGCAUGUGAAGCUCAGUGCAGAAAAGACUGUACUACUGCAGACAGUUGGAGUUGGGAGUAGCGAGGAGAUAAAGAUGCCAUUCCCUUUUUUUCUCCCUUUAGCGCUCCUUAUUGGGAGUUUGGUUGUCUUUAAAGCCCUACGUUAGUGUAUGGCAGUGUCAUAGGAGGGAAGGAAGAGCAGAGGACUUAUGUACCAGCCUGUUAUUAAACUGUCUCAGAUGUAAAAGAUAAAACAACUGACUUAACACUACACUGUACUUAAAUAUGUGUCAGAUUUUUAAGCUAUUUUUAUAGAGGGAAAACUGUUGAAACUCACUGUUGUUCAGUACAUUCGUGUGAAUAUUUGUUUUGCAUCCAUAUUAUGAAUCGUUUGUUCUU